Molecule: messenger RNA, 396 nt
Organism: Puccinia triticina
Lineage: Eukaryota; Fungi; Basidiomycota; Pucciniomycetes; Pucciniales; Pucciniaceae
Exons: 2
Coding region: 1-396 (131 amino acids)
Source: RefSeq, a predicted model, not a curated record
AUGAAGCUGAUUUUCUUCUUGGUCCCACUUUUUGGUUCAUUGGUUGCUUCGCCAGUGUGGCAUCGAGAGCUAGGCCCCCCGUCUCAUGACGAAGAUUAUGGAAGCGUUUGGGCAGCUUACCCACUUCCUGACGAGGAUUAUGGAGAACUUCCCGAUAGCUGGGUACCUCACCACGAGUUGGAUGACAUCCCAGAUUUUACAUGUAACUGGGGACGCCUGCAUCCCGGGUUCCAUUAUCAUCAAGAGGAACAGGCUGCACACGAGAAAACUGUGCUUCCCCCUAUAGAAUCCUACCCAGAGCCCCACGAAGAUGUUCCCAAUCACAAUGGAAGUAACGAAGAUGAGCAGUUCGGAAAGGAAUACCCCGCUUCCCACGCUGAUCCGCUCUCUUGUUGA